UUGACAAGGGGGAGGUGUGGCAUUUACUGUGGCUGUUUCCGCCAUCAAGGUUUUGGAACAAGCUCAAGAUUUAAAUGGGGGGCUUUGUUGAAGCUAUGUCCUUUUAGGUACCUGCGGACCUAGGUAGGUACCUAUUAUUAUGGAUGCUAUUACCUAAACAGAAUUGGAACCUCUCAACUUCAACAUUUCUUGUAUGAACUUACGUCGUAGGUUUCCUUCAAAAUAGUUUAUAUUGGCAUAUUCCCCUACUUCACAAUUAGUAAGUAGACACUAGGUGGAGUUUAGGUUCGGAAAUGAAGGUUUCCGUUCCAAUCUUGCUCCUCGGUAGCUCCCGCGUCUUGGGACUCGAGCUUCAACAAGUUCUAGGUGAAGCUUACUCUCUAACUUCGGUUGCUUCGUCCGACUUCAAAUCCAAUGCGCCAACCUACCGCGACGAUUUGGUCUCCUUGCACAAAUCUCUCGUGGAAAUCUCUUCUAUUAGCGGCGACGAGAACGAGGUCGGGAAUUUCCUAGUUAAUUACCUCGAAGCGCGUGACUUCGUGGUCCAGCUUGAAUUCCUCCCGCCAAGUAGCACUUCGAAUCCUGGAAAGCCCCGCUUCAACGUCCUCGCCUGGCCGGGACCGACUCGACACCCGUCCCCAAAGGUUCUCGUCUCCAGCCAUAUAGAUACCGUCCCGCCUUUCAUUCCCUACUCGCGAUCCGAUGCGGAUCCUACUGCCGACACCGUGAUCGCAGGUCGCGGUAGCGUAGACGCGAAAGGCAGCGUGGCCGCGCAGAUUACCGCUCUUCUAUCCCUUCUCGAAUCUGGUAGCAUCGCAGGCAAGGAGGACUCCGUUAUGCUUCUAUAUGUGGUUGGAGAAGAGACAUCGGGUGAUGGAAUGAAAUUCUUCUCGGAAACGCGUGGUCAGCUGGACCCUCCUCCUGAUUUUAAGGCGGCCAUCUUUGGCGAACCAACCGAUGGCCAUCUUGUCUGUGGGCAUAAGGGAAUUUUUCAUUGCAAUAUUACAGUAAAAGGUCACGCGGGCCACAGCGGAUAUCCAUGGCUUGGCAAGAGUGCGACGGAGCUGCUGGCGCGCGGUUUGGUACGUGUCUUGGAUACCGACUUGGGUAGCAGUGAAGAGUUUGGUAACACAACUGUAAACUUCGGGUUGAUCGAAGGUGGUGUCGCUGCGAAUGUGAUCCCGGAAAGGGCAACGGCCCGGCUUGCUGCUCGUGUGGCUGUUGGCCCUGAGAUUGGAGGAGAAAAGAUCGUGGUUCAGCGACUGCAGGACGUUAUGCGCAGCGUGGACGAGGAGGCGUUUGAAUUUGAUUGUAGUAGCGGUUAUGGCGUUGUUAAGUGCAAUUGUGACGUCGAGGGAUUCGAGACUACCACAGUUAACUAUGGAACAGAUGUGCAUCACUUAGCGGGCAACCAUACGCGUUAUUUGUACGGACCUGGAACUAUCUUUGUGGCCCAUGGACCUGACGAGGCGAUCAAGCUCGGGGACUUAGAAACAGCGGUGGAAGAUUUCAAGAAGCUCAUCCUGCAUGCUCUCGAGAGCUAAGCGGUUUGUGUCUGGGGUUGAAGGAAUUUGAGCACGGCUCUUCUAAUUCGUUCACAUUCGCUAAUUCGUACAAUAUCAUAGGAUGUCCAGCAAAGGAGAUGCCU
This is a messenger RNA of Daldinia caldariorum, 1648 nucleotides long. Its product is annotated as Zn-dependent exopeptidase. NCBI's taxonomy places the organism in Eukaryota, Fungi, Ascomycota, Sordariomycetes, Xylariales, Hypoxylaceae. Gene Ontology annotation, molecular function: hydrolase activity. The transcript is spliced from 2 exons. The coding region runs from base 294 to 1544 and encodes 416 amino acids. The record is from RefSeq and is a predicted model, not a curated record.